CACCUACCUGUCACCUACAGACCGGGAACCUACCGCCUGAACUCUUACACCAACCAGAGACCCGGCAGAACCAUGUAACUGCCUCGGUGUCCGUGUAAUCACCCGCUGCUGUCCUGACAUCCCCUGCCUGCAGCCUAUCGGCCAGCACAAUGCUGUUCUCGCUGCGUGAGUUGGUGCAAUGGUUGGGAUUCGCCCAGUUUGAAAUUUUCAUUCAUGUUUCGUCUUUGCUCAUAUUCUCUGUGCUGGUGGCUCUCAAAGUGGACGGAGUGGCCCAGGCCCUCAGUUGGUGGAACGUGUUCAUUCCAUUGUUUGCUGCCGAUGGGCUCAGCACCUAUUUCACUACUAUAGUGACAGUGCGACUUUUCCAGGAGGACAAGCGUCAAGCCGUGCUGCGCCUCUUCUGGAUUCUCACCCUACUGAGCCUAAAAUUUGUCUUUGAGAUGCUUCUCUGUCAGAAACUAGUGGGAAAUACCAAGGAGCUGUGGUAUGGACUCAUCCUGUCACCCAUAUUCAUUCUCCUUCAGCUCCUGAUGAUCCGGGCUUGCAGAGUGAACUAAGACUGGAUCGGGAUCAGUUCCCUGCAUGUUUAUUUAUUAAAGCUUUAUUCAAUGGCCCACAAUGAUUUGUUCUCGUUCAGAACUCAAUGUAACUGAUCCCAAUGAGUUGUUAAGUUUGUUUUCUUCAGUGAGUGGGUGGCUGGUUAAACAAGCUUUACACUAUUUGGAGUUGUAUUCAAACUGAAGGGACAUGCUUAUUUUUAUACAAAGUUAUUUUACACUCCCCCCUGUUUCCCGGUUAGUUAUAGGCUCAUCCAUGAUAUGUUAUUCCCAGUAGGUCACAUUUUACCUCAACAUGAGAUCUUUGUGUAAAUAAUAAACCACACGAUGUAAGAAUUUUUUAUAUUACAUGGUUUUGAAUGGCUUUACGGGAUCCUAGAUCUUGGGAGUGUCACACGGCCAGACUAGGGCAGGCACAUGCCCCCGCCUGACCGACGCACCCGUGUAUUCUUA
Pelobates fuscus (common spadefoot toad) is the source of this 1010-nucleotide messenger RNA. RefSeq names its product transmembrane protein 203 (gene TMEM203). The coding region runs from base 150 to 557 and encodes 135 amino acids. The record is from RefSeq and is a predicted model, not a curated record. Gene Ontology annotation, biological process: intracellular calcium ion homeostasis. Gene Ontology annotation, cellular component: endoplasmic reticulum. NCBI's taxonomy places the organism in Eukaryota, Metazoa, Chordata, Amphibia, Anura, Pelobatidae. The transcript has 2 exons.